UGGGAUUGCUAAGUUGUUAUCCAAGUUGUCAAUAUCUACAUACAACCACCAUUACGCACGGACAUGGCAUCUCAAGCAGCAGCAGCGACCAUCCUCGACUCAGUCAUCCUAAAGAUCCUACACGCUCACAAUUUCUCGAGGUCAUCGUCACAGGCAUCUGUCGUUCUCGCCAGCCUCGUUUCUCGCUAUCUUGUUCUACUAUCUUCUGUCUGUGGCAACUACGCCGAACAUUCAGGACGCUCACGAAUAUCAGUAUGGGAUGUGUUGAGCUCGUUAGGAGACCUAGGUGUGAACCUGGAAGAAUUAGACGAGUAUUGUGUUUCUGAAGGGAAGGACCUGGGGAGGUAUGCGAGUAGCAGUGCCAGGAGACUCGACGAUCUCUUAGAAUUUAGAGGUUAUCUACAGGAGGGCCACGAAGACGACGAGAUCCCUCUUCUCGACCCGCAACCUUUGUUGGAUGACUUUGACGACUACGAUGACUUGUUCGACCGCUCAACUACCCCAGAUUUCUUUCCUCCCCUCCCAGAUGACACAUCGCGUCCGCGAAGCGUGUCGCCAGCGCCAACGCCUCACACCGUGAAGCUCGAAAAGCCACCCUCACUCAUCCCACAACACAUAACCUCCAACACCGUGUCUGACUACGUGACACAGGUCAACUACUCGGAAUCUGUCCUAGCUUGCACGCCAGAGUGGCACCUUCCCUCGCGCCCACCAGCUAGCGCCCUCUCCAAAAAACAGCCACCUCACCUUCCAACCCCUCAAACAGCACAAGCGCUCCUCCAAGCAUACCACCAUAUCCUCACGCAUCCCGUUCCCCCUCCCGCCCCACCAAACCCCUUGAAGCACAAAGUUGCGACGACGCUCCUGUCUCAAGUACAAAACAAUCCACGGUGGAACCCUCCAGAUACACUAUACGCCAACAUUGUACCCUGCCCACCUCGUGUCGCAGUCAUCGGCCCUUCCUACCCUGUCCCGCAGUCGACUCUGGAUGACAUACGCGCAGGAAAAGACGACAAAGAGUCCAAUAACAAACCUAUAUUUCCCUCUGCGCCACCUCGCCCUGUUUUCUCCGCAGACAAGCCCAUUUUUCUUGUGUCUCAGCAAUCUUCGCGUCUACCAGAACUCGCGCGUCAGAUCUUACCUCCCUCAGUGCUCGCACGCACUACGCGUCUCGCACAUCCACCUGUAUUACAGCGGGGCAACCAGAAACUCUACUAUGGCGCCGGUGUCAGCGCCCCUUGGAACUCAUCUGCAUCAGGGGCGCCUACCGGCGGGAAAGGUAAAGACGAGGGUACAACCAACGGACGCAGCAACGAACCUCCAACAUUCACAUUACCCGAUGCACAAAUGUUCGCUACGUGGGAUUUCGAGGCAAAGAGGCCGCAAGAGGCAUUGGUAGUGCGCAGAGGGAGAGGCGUGCCUGCAUCUGGAGUGACACUUUCCAUGGGAAGUCGCAAGGGGCAGUAGCUGUGAACCGACGGGUUUCAUGAUUCAUUAUUGUGUUAACGACGAAAGCCCAUGCUGGAUGGGCUGGUGAUAUAUUCAAGGUAUGCACUCAACCACGCCAUUGUGGUUGCUUGAUUCUGUGCAUUGAAAUCAAGCAGGUUGGUUCCUCCUUCACAAGGUUUUUGUAGCUGUUCUAGACUAAUAGGUGGGGCCGUCCCAAAUGAACCACCGUUUUAAGGAUUUUGUCAGAACGUUUCAUAAUUCUUCGGCAUGCCCUGUACUUUCAUUCAAAUUUGUAUGAACACUUGAACUAUGAGGUGUUUAGUAGGAUAUCUGUGUUCGCACGCAGAUGGCAAUAUGAAUAUCACAGCAAUUGGAUGUGAAC
Suillus subaureus is the source of this 1831-nucleotide messenger RNA. RefSeq lists its product as uncharacterized. Gene Ontology annotation, molecular function: protein heterodimerization activity. The record is from RefSeq and is a predicted model, not a curated record. The coding region runs from base 64 to 1467 and encodes 467 amino acids. The transcript is spliced from 3 exons. NCBI's taxonomy places the organism in Eukaryota, Fungi, Basidiomycota, Agaricomycetes, Boletales, Suillaceae.